Molecule: messenger RNA, 1186 nt
Organism: Tripterygium wilfordii
Lineage: Eukaryota; Viridiplantae; Streptophyta; Magnoliopsida; Celastrales; Celastraceae
Product: 14-3-3-like protein GF14 iota
Exons: 7
Coding region: 120-899 (259 amino acids)
Biological process (GO): signal transduction
Cellular component (GO): cytoplasm
Source: RefSeq, a predicted model, not a curated record
UCCUUUUCCUCCUCCAUAUUCAUUUUUACCGUUUCUCUCUCCCGACUUUUCAUCUUCUCCCUCUUCUUCGUUAUUCGAGCGAGUGUGCGUCUGCGUUUUCCCGGUAAUCUCUCUCUGCAAUGUCGAUCGAGAAGGAGAGAGAGACUCAUGUUUACAUGGUCAAGCUCUCCGAGCAGGCCGAACGUUACGAAGAGAUGGUUGAGAGCAUGAAAAGUGUUGCCAAACUUGAUUGUGAGCUGACUGUGGAGGAGAGGAACCUUCUCUCUGUUGGCUACAAAAAUGUGAUUGGCUCCAGGAGAGCUUCUUGGCGCAUUAUGUCUUCAAUUGAGCAGAAGGAAGAGUCCAAGGGAAAUGAGCACAACGUUAAACUGAUAAAGGGUUACCGUCAGAAGGUUGAGGAGGAACUCUCCAAGAUUUGUGGUGACAUCCUGACUAUCAUAGACAAACACCUAAUCCCUUCUUCUACCUCAGGAGAAGCUACAGUGUUCUACUACAAAAUGAAAGGUGAUUAUUAUCGUUAUCUUGCUGAAUUCAAGGCUGACCUGGAAAGGAAGGAAGCUUCUGAGCAGUCUUUGAAGGGUUACGAGGCUGCUUCCAGCACUGCAAACACCGAACUCCCUUCAACCCACCCAAUUCGUCUUGGCCUUGCCCUCAACUUCUCAGUCUUCUACUAUGAGAUCAUGAAUUCUCCUGAGAGGGCAUGCCAUUUGGCUAAACAAGCUUUUGAUGAGGCAAUUGCUGAGUUGGACACUUUAAGUGAGGAAUCAUACAAAGACAGCACCCUGAUUAUGCAGUUAUUGAGAGACAACCUCACUCUAUGGACUUCUGAUUUGCCUGAAGAUGGAGGUGAAGAAAAUCUGAAAGGUGAAGAAUCCAAACCUGCUGAAGGCGAGCACUGAAGAUUUUCUUGAGAACCUUGCACAUGGCAAUUGGAUGUUAGACUACUUUGCAAGGUAGCUGUUUUAUUAUUGUUUUUCACAAAAGAGAUCCGCGUAAACAGCAUGGACAGUUUUCAACUUGGAUGGAUCAUUUUGAGUCCUUCAAACGCCAGAUAAUGGUUUUUUUUUCCUAGAGAAGAGAACUAAUUUUACUUCUCUUUCCUUUCUUGCUUUUUUUUCCUUGUACUUCAAAGCUUGGUUAUGUGAACUUGUCAUAAGGUAAUGGAUCUUUUCUAGAGUUAUCUCUA